Molecule: messenger RNA, 2904 nt
Organism: Trametes versicolor FP-101664 SS1
Lineage: Eukaryota; Fungi; Basidiomycota; Agaricomycetes; Polyporales; Polyporaceae
Exons: 7
Coding region: 1-2904 (967 amino acids)
Molecular function (GO): protein binding
Source: RefSeq, a predicted model, not a curated record
AUGUCUCCCUCGUCGUCCUCUCGCUCUCGCCAUGUUGUCCUCGGUCUCGUGUUCUCGUUCGUCUCGUCUCUUGUCUCCGUUCAUGCCCAGGCCAUCUCCUCUACCAUGCCCGUCCCGCCACUCCAGUGGAUCAACCUCUCUAAGCUCCUCAGUGGACCUGCCGCCCCGCCUCUCAAAGACGCGACGAUCGGCUACGACGAUACGAACGGAGUCCUCAUGAUCUUCGGCGGAGAGUCGCAGCAAGGCUUCCCUACCGCACAAACCUAUAUUAUCGACCUCCACAAUCUCCUGUGGACAACUGCUACGAUGCCCUCUGGUCUGACCAAUUCACCAUCCAUUAGGACCGCUGCAAUAGGCGGCGAUGAUUCCGCUGCCAGUUAUCGCCAUGGUCAUGUCGUCAUUGACGGAGAAGGGUCAAAUGGCAAUCCCGUAUCUGAUAUCUGGGAAUUCGACUACACCAGCCAGUUCUGGGCGCAGGUCAGUGUAUCACCCGGUGGACCGUCCGCGCGAUGGGGUGCCGUUGGUGGCAUCGACACCCGCACCGUGUUCACCACCGAUCCCGUAACGACCACUCCGAACAACACGAUCUACAUGGCCGGUGGCUUCGACGGGAAGACGGCCUAUCCUCUAUCCGAGGUGUGGCAACUGGAAGUUUCCGGAACCCUCUCCUCCAACUUGCCCAAGAGCGUAACUGCGAGUUGGUCUCGCGUCGACGUCUCUACUAACAUCAACGCGCGAGUGUCCUUGGGUGGGACGGUUGUUGGUCAGAAGGUAGUUGCUGUCGGCGGCUGUUCACCUGGAACCUCUGCGGCUUCUAUCUUGGAUUCUUCUUGCGCACUACAAGAUGCGCAAAUCAUCGACACGCCCACCGGCAACGUGCUGAGCGCGGGCUCAUGCAUAGCGCCUCGCAUUGAUCCAGCUGUGGUCCCAAAUAUGUGUCAAGCAUCCCAAAGCUUCAAGACACAGGCCUUCGUACUGUUCGGAACGUUUAGCAGCUCACAAUGGGAUGACGGCGGUGGGUUGCAGCGAGGUGAAGUUGUAACUGCCUGGGCAAGAGUACUUCCUGCCGGUGAUCCAGGUUCGGACGGCACGCCAUCGUAUCCUACACCGCGUCAAGGAGCUGCCGCUCUGUCAUGGAAAGGGCCGUUGGUAGGAGGUUCCGGCAUAGCUGCUUACGACACGGUCGUCUUUGGUGGUCGCGAUGCGUCCGGGAACUAUCUUUCGGACAUCUGGAUUCUGAGAGCCUACAAUGACACGCUAACGGGCUCGAACCAGAAAUGGUCGGGUUUCGGCAGUGGAACACUGAGUACCGGUGUUAGCGCCGACGGACAAGGCGUUACCCUCCAAUACCUAACGCAAUGCGCUACAUCCAUCGGGACCCCAUCCAAGACGUCAUCUUCAGGGCCAUCCAGCACGUCAGGUUCAGGACAGCAAUCGGGGUCGGGGUCGCCGGGCCAAACAUCCCCUGCAUCAUCCUCAAACACCAUCGUGUACGACACCUCGACUAUCCACAAGGCUAGUGCGGCUGUCUCUGUCGCGCUGCUCUUCCCUGCCUUUGUUCUCUACCGCUCGUCCUCCCCUACUGUUGAGGCAUCGUUCAAGGCAGAACGUAACGUGGUGCUCCAGCUCUUCGCAGUUAUCAUGUUCAUCGCAGCGUACGGUCUCGGCAUAGCUGGGUUGGCAACUGCAUUCACCUCCAUCACAUCCACCAACACAACCGUGCUCAAACGCUCCCUAUCCUCCGUCGAUCUACAGACCUCACAUUCCAAAGCUGGCCUAGCUCUGUUCGCUGGCAUGUAUGUCCUGGUGCCACUUCUGUACGUUGUUGCACUGGUUAUUAGACGCCGCGAUGGCCCGAACGACGCGGAACUACUAGCAGAUCGACAGCGGGCGGAUUCAACACUGGAGAAGUUCAGUAUGAACGGCCGCGCGGCAAGUCCAUCGCAGCGCUCGGAGCCGCUGUCGCACGACACACGUAAUGGCGAGACGCGGAAGCGAGUUCGGUCGUGGGCGGGCAUAGGUACCUGGGCCGGCAUAACGGGUCGGCGAUCGCACGAGACGACUUCUGAAGAUCAUACGCAUACGCCAUCAUCGCGAUCCUUCGAAGUUACAAACAGGCCCACCCGCCAGCGCCGCGCAAGCGGAAACAGCCUUGCCGCUUUCUCCGACCCGCGUCCUACGCAUACGCCGCGCAAUCUCAGCGACAUGAGUUGGCUUGACACCAGGCGUAGUGCGAGUGGCAUGGGCGAUCUUGGAUACAAUCUCAGCCCUAUGGACCGCAGAGGCCAGGAGCAGUGGACGCCAGGCACGACGCCAAUGGAGAUCACGAGCACCAACGGCCUCAUGAUGGGCCACCAAAGCCCCGCCGAGCAUCCCGUUCUCCCAACGCCGUUCGAAGGCUUCAUUCACGUGCUCUUCCAUGCACUCUUGCUUGCCCUCUCAGUCCUCUCCCUGGUCGCGCUAUGGAUGCGCGGUCCCAAGCCCGCAUUCGGCGUCUUCCUCGCGUGGGUGGUCGCCUACUAUACCAUCCUCAUCACGCUCGCAUGGAACGGCUACCCGCGCCAGUCCAUCCUCUCCGUCAUCUUCAGCCGCCUGCGUGCAGAGCCUGUCGCCUUCUCCCCUCCUGAUGCGGUGCCGUUCCCCUCGGAGAACCGCGGGCCGUACCAGCACCACCAGCCGCCGUACCGCGCGACGCUGAACGCGGAGGCGGACUACCCGAUGUCGCUCUCGCACUCGCACGGACAUGGCUCGCCAGACGUGGACGAGGAUGACGACGAGGACGAGGACACGCGGCAGCGGCGCAUCGAGGACGAGCUUAGCCGCCGCGACGUGUCGAUCGUGACCGUGCCGAAGCGCCGCUUGUACGUUCUCAAUCCGAAUCCGCCGGACACGCCAGCGCACUAG